Messenger RNA from Kwoniella botswanensis, 843 nucleotides. RefSeq lists its product as uncharacterized. The transcript has 3 exons. The record is from RefSeq and is a predicted model, not a curated record. Lineage: Eukaryota; Fungi; Basidiomycota; Tremellomycetes; Tremellales; Cryptococcaceae. The coding region runs from base 1 to 843 and encodes 280 amino acids.
AUGGGGUCAAGCACUGUAGAGGAAGAUGAUUGGGAGACCGCCGAGAUUUCCCUUCCUUCCGGCUCAUCAUCUUCUAAAACCGCGCCUGUUCCUUCUUUGAGACCCCAAGCCCAGACAUUUCAACCUCGUCCUUCCCAGCCAAACCCACCACAACGUCAACAACCACAACCACAAGCGAGUUCUUCUCGCCCACAGCAGCCUGUCUUAUUACAACGCCGUCCUACACCCCAACAACAGCAGCAACAGCAGCAGCAAGAUAAUGACGAAGGAGAUGAUUGGUUUAGAGGUAAUAGACCGAUGAGUAACAGACAGAUAUGGGAUAGUGCGAACUCCCGUCCUGCGCCCACUCAAAUAAUCUCACCUCUCCCUCUCCCUACACCAAAAGUCCAACUUCUCCGACGUCCAGCCUCGUCCUCUCCGUCAAAUAACGAUAGUGCCAAUAAAGGUGGGAAUGGGAAGAUGAAGAGCUUGGAAGAGAGGGAAGAACAAUAUCGUUUAGCUAGAGAAAGGAUCUUUGGUCCUGGAUCUGGAUCUGGAUCGGGCACCAGUGCCGAUGUGGAUGAACAGGAAGGAAAGAUUAGUAGAGGAAAUAGUAAAAGUGGAAGCGGAAGUGGAAGUAAGAGAGGUAGUCCAAUACCGAACAAAGACAGAGAUCCAUGGGAUGGAUUGAUACCUUCUCAAAUUCGAUCAGGAUCGAAUACGCCUAAUCCCAAUGGAACAAGAACUCCGAAUGAUAGACAGAGACAAACGCAAAGUCCAAAAGCAUCUGAUCCAAGAGGAGGGGGUGUGGUAAGACAACCGAUUGGGCCCGGUGAUGGAGUAGGAUUUGGAGGAGGGAGAUAA